UCCAGAUCUCUGGAGUAAGUUAAAGACUACUGUCAUGGCAUUUCCAUGGACUAAUGCUUUUGACAACGUCAGCGGGAGAGCAUCCGGAUCCCAACAGUGGGCCUUUGUGGGUUGUGCUGUGCGGGGUUCUCCAUUCUGCUUGUCCCUUGAUAUUUAUUAUCUAACAAUACUUCCGUAGCUGCGGCGCUCAUUCAUCCACUGAGCCCUUGCGGGGCAGCGUUGACACCAAGUGUAUCGGAUGUUAUCGACCCUUCACAACUGCCGGCCCUGCUGGUUACAGUUUGGCAUGACAUGUAACCCUGCUCUCCUUGAGAUGAGGAAUGAUACGGGAUUGGAUCAGAUAAAUAUUGGGUGCCCUUCCCAUCAUAUCAAUCUCUCGUAAGGCAGCCAGAUAGAUCGCCAUCAUGACACUUCUUGCCGAGAUCUUCUCGCGCGCGUCGCCGGAGCAUGCGCUGUAUAUUCUCCCCUUCAUUUCGCUGAUUUAUCUCGGCCACUUGUACUUUCACAACGGUCUAAGUCGCUACCCCGGCCCCUUUCUGGCCAAGUUUACCGACCUCUGGCGGUUCCUUGAUGUAUGGGGCCGGCAGCCUCAUGAGACGCACAUCGCGCUACACCGCAAGCAUGGUGACGUUGUACGCAUCGGGCCUAACACACUGUCUUUCAGCAGCCCGGCUGCAACCAAGGUCAUUUAUGGGUUGAACAAGGGAUUCACCAAGUCCGAGUUCUAUCCCGUUCAGAUGACUGUCUCCAAAGGCGAGCCCUUACCGUCCUUGUUCUCGACUCUGGAUGACAAGUUCCACGCAGAGCUCCGGCGCUCGGUUAACCAUGCGUUCUCGAUGAGCUCGCUGGUACAGUACGAACCCAUGGUAGACGAGACCACAUUACUCUUCCUCGAUCAGACCGAUCGCCUCUUCGCUAGUGGUAGUAAGGUCUGUGACUUUGCACGCUGGUUACAAUUUUUCGCAUUCGAUGUUAUCGGCAGCAUUACCUACAGCAAGCGCCAUGGCUUUAUUGAGAAAAAUGAGGACAUUGAUGGUAUUGUAAAGUCCCUCGCUCGCAUUUUCAACUAUGCCGGGCCUGUCGGCCAGAUGCCAUGGUUGGAUAAAGUCUUCUGGAAGAACCCAAUCUUCGACGCAAUGCAAAAGUGGGGGUUGUUGGACAAUUCCCAUCCAGUCGCCAUCUUUGCACGGCAACGGAUGAUGGAGCGCAUGUCGUCAAAGGCUGCGAUCGACCCAAGUUCACGCAGCGAUCUUCUUACCAAAUUCAUGAAAGCAGGCGAGUUGCGCCCCAACUUCAUGACAGAGAAACGCGUCCUCACCAUGGCCGUCUCCAUGGCUUUUGCCGGGUCCGAAACGACGGCCAUUAGUCUUGCAGCCGUAUUCUAUUAUCUCCUGAAGACGCCCGAGUACAUGCGACGGGUGCGGGAGGAGCUGGACGAGGCGAUCCGGAACGGUACAAUCGAGAACCGUCCAAGCGGGCUUAUCUCGUGGACCGAAUCUCAGAAGCUUCCAUUCCUCGAUGCUUGCAUAAAAGAGGCGUUUCGUAUCUUUCCCGCUGCUGGUCUACCCCUGGAGCGUGUUACUCCUCCCUCUGGUGCGGACAUCGCCGGCCAGUUUAUCCCGGGAGGUACAAUCGUUGGCUGUAGUCCAUGGGUGAUCCAUCGCCGUGAGGACAUUUUCGGGUCCGAUGUCGAUAUGUACAACCCAGAUAGAUGGCUAAAUGCUUCAGAGGAGAAGCUAAAAACCAUGAACGGAAUGAUGCUCCAGUUUGGUGCUGGUUCCAGAACAUGCAUUGGAAAAAACAUUUCCUUGAUGGAAAUUUAUAAACUGAUUCCAAGCUUUCUAAGAAGAUUCGAUGUGCGAUUAGCCUACCCCGAGCAGGAAUGGAAACUGUGGAAUGCCUGGUUUGUGCGGCAGUAUAAUUUCAACACUGUAUUUACCCCGAGGAAGAUUGAGGUACAGUAG
Molecule: messenger RNA, 1964 nt
Organism: Aspergillus pseudotamarii
Lineage: Eukaryota; Fungi; Ascomycota; Eurotiomycetes; Eurotiales; Aspergillaceae
Product: cytochrome P450
Exons: 3
Coding region: 405-1964 (519 amino acids)
Molecular function (GO): iron ion binding; monooxygenase activity; heme binding
Source: RefSeq, a predicted model, not a curated record